Panonychus citri (citrus red mite) is the source of this 2700-nucleotide messenger RNA. RefSeq lists its product as uncharacterized. The transcript is spliced from 3 exons. Gene Ontology annotation, biological process: mitophagy. NCBI's taxonomy places the organism in Eukaryota, Metazoa, Arthropoda, Arachnida, Trombidiformes, Tetranychidae. The record is from RefSeq and is a predicted model, not a curated record. The coding region runs from base 317 to 1702 and encodes 461 amino acids.
CUCUCGCUCUCUUUCAACUGAACAUUAAUUAUCAACAACAAUUAGAGUUCCGAUGACAGGAGAUUAAAUAUUCAAAACCGAACAAAAGAAAAUCUCAAGUUCUCUGUCUACAUUUGAUUCUCUUUCUAUUCCUCUGUCUACCGAUUCUCUUUCUUUGAGAGUUUUUUUCUUCUCUCUAUUUCUGUUUGCUUUUCAAUCUCUUCUCAUCUGUCUUAUGUUUUAGUAAACAGAAUUUAAUUGUUUUCUUUUUCCCUAAUUGAUUUUAUUUCUUAUUUUAAUGUUAAUUGUGAACAAUUGAUCUUAAAUUUCCACAGCAAUGGACAAAUUAGUUGAACAAUUUGAACAUUUAAAAGUAACAACAUCUUCUCGGUGUGUUGAAGAUGAUCCAUCAAUAAAAGAGUUAAUUGAAACCUAUUCAAAGGCUGUCCUUGAUUGUACAUUCUUUCAUGAAAAUUAUUUAACAGAGAACAAUUUCUGCCUUGAUUCAGCCGAGGAAGACAUUGAGACCACUUUAAACCUUCUCAAUGCAAUUGUUUCUCUUUGUGCAUCAGUUGAUUCUCCAUCUUCAGCCAAUUCAUCAUCUUCAUCUUCCUCAUCUUCUGAUAGUAGUGAUUUCGGUCGUUCUUUGGUGGGUGGUGUUUCUUCAUCUUUCCAGGGUAAAACAUCUUUAGGUGAUCCAUACAAAGCGGUUGUCAAUGUUUUAGGAAUUGAUUUUGGUGAAUGUGUCCUAUGGAGACAAGGAUCACUUUUAUAUGCUUUUUGCUCUGCCAAACUUACUUCAGAUCCAACAUGGGUUAACAAUCAUCAAAUGACUCUAUUAAAUCAUCUUAAAGAUGGGAUCAAUUAUUUUCACUUAAUGUUAAGCAUUCGUCGUAAUUUAAUCCUAUCUAAUUUGGAUGAAAUCGAUGCCAGAUAUAUAAGUGAUCUCCGUCAACCCUACCUUAACCAUCCAGCUUCAUUUGCCAAUGAUAACCGAUCACAUCCAUUUCAAGAUGAUAACAUUGCUUAUGUUAGUGCGAAAGAUUUAAAUCCAAGUAAUAUGAAUGAAUUGAGUAAUUUAUUGAUACAAAAGCAGAAAAUUGUUGGAGCUUUAGGAGCAGAAUUGGAUCAACUUCAACAAGUAUUAGAUCAACAAGAGCUUGUCAACAUAGAAACCAGACGGGAAAUUUUACAGAAAAUGUCAAAUACUCCUGAACUAAGAUCUGACCUGGAACGAGCUUUGGACGAGAUUGAUGCUAAUCAGGAGAAAGUGAAAGAACAACAAGAAGCCAAUGUAGAGAAGAAAGGACAAAUUGAGAAUUGUCUUAAACAAUUAAAAGAACAACAAGAUGAAUUAAAUCAAAAGACAAGCGUUAAUCCAUUUUCACCUCGAGGAUCAAAUGAUGAUGAUAAUGGAGAUAAAACAAUGACCGAUGGAAAUUCUGUCAACACAUUUGAUCUAAUUGACAUGGGAGUUCUCAGUGAUAAUCAUAUGCUCGCCAUGAUGUAUUGUGGUGAUAUGGCUUUUUGGUUCUGCAAAUACUCACGAGAUUGGGAUCUAUUUGAUCAUGUUGCAUUUCAAGAGAUGUUCAGUGAGGUUCGACGAAUAGGUAUUUCUUACCUAAAGAUUUACGUUAAAGCAGUGGAAAAGGUUCUACAAUUUAAUGGUUGGAAUUGUGAUCGAGCAAAUGAGCUUCUAAAACAUUUUAAUGAACUUUGUUAACCCUUUUCAGGGUUAUAAGAAUAUACAAAGUUAACCGGUGUACAAAUGGUGUAAAAGAAAAUGAUUAAGACAAAUUGACAAUGUUUCAUGACUUUAUGGAUACAUCACUUACCCAGUUAAUCAACAAUCAUGAGACCAACUUUGAUAGCCCCUUAUAUAUACACAAAUCAAAUAUUAAUCACAUGGUUGAAGAGCGUAAAUUGCUGCCACUUACAAUAUAAAUUUGAUAUUGUAUUUUGUCCCAUUGUUAAGGGCAUGCAAAAGAUAAUGAUGAUAAUGAUGAUGAUCCCACCUAAAGUCAAAUUAAUCCUUUUCCAAUCAUUAAGAUUGUUUCCAAAUGAACAUAUUCUUGGAUUGCUGAUUUAAACUUUUCUAAUUAACAUUCGAUGAUUUUCUUGAUUGAAUUCUAUUGAAAACCAAGACCAAUGUUGAUUAUUUACACUCGAUUUAAAAGACAAUUUAUCUUUCAACUAACAAUUUGUGGUUUUGUAUAACAAUCAAUUCACAAAGCUGAAGUUAAACCAACUUAAAGGACCAGGAAACCAAAAAUAAAGCAUCGGAAAAUCAAGCAAAGAUCAACAAUUAACUCAAGAUUAGUUAUCAACAAUCAAGUGUCAUAACCUGUAACCAUCAAACUAACACCAAAUUGAAACACUUAACUUUGACAAUUAACUUAAGGAAAAAGACAAUCAAUCAAAAAAAAGACAACAACAAGAUUGUAUUUACGUAAAUACAAUUUGAUUGUUAUAUACAUAAAUUUUUCCAGCUAAUCCUUAAUUGUUUCAAUCUCUCUCUCUCUCUCUCUUCUCUACUUUCUCGCUUUCCUUUUUAAUUUAUUAAUCAUCUUGCCCUUGCUCAUGAUAAUUAAGAAAAUUAACUUUCCACCAACAAAUCAGAAACCUUAACAAAAAUGAACAGUAAAACUUUGUAAUCUAAUUAACUGAUCAGAGGAUUAAAUAAAUUCAAUAUAUUAUUAAUCACUUUGAAAACAAAACAAA